ACCAUUAAUCUCCCCUCCUCCAGACUUCACAUCCGGUUCACCCGCUAGUAGCCUAUCUUCUGUGUCUUGCCUGUGUGUGUGACGGCCUGAUUCUCCACGGAGCUGUACUGCAGACCCCCUACCUAAACGCGCUGCGUGCUAGACGGAUACUACGCCUGGCGUGCAUCGGUGAUGGAGCUACCGUCUGCGCUCUGAUCUGGUGGUGGGAGCCGAUCUGUAUGACACAAAGGCCGGGAUGAGACGAUAGGCUAUCGGAUGGGCGCCCCGGUUUGGUAAUACUCGCUCAACGAUGUCCAAGAGCCUGACGAAAAAAAAUCACUGGACCAACAAAGUCCACGAAGCGGUCGUCACCAGGAGCAUAGAGGGAGAAUUUGGCUUCGAGCUGAAGGGGGGCGCGGAGAUUGGGCAGUUCCCCUACUUCGGGGAGGUGAAACAAGGAAAAGAAACCGUCCAGAGCGGCAAGCUGGCCCAGGAUGAGUUGCUGCUUGAGGUCAACGACACGCCGGUGGCCGGGCUCACCACCCGGGAUGUUCUGGCUGUCAUCAAACACGGCAAAGAUCCCAUCCGCUUCAAGUGUGUCAAACAAGGGGGCAUGGUGGAUAAGGACCUCCGGCACUACCUCAAUCUGCGCUUCUCCAAGGGAUCCGUGGACCACGACCACCAGCAGAUCAUCAGAGACAACCUCUACCUCCGCACCGUACCCUGUACCACCAGGCUGCCAAAGGAGGGAGAGGUGCCGGGGGUGGACUAUAACUUUGUGAGCUUGGAGCGCUUUAUGGAACUGGAGCAAAGCGGAGCCCUGCUAGAGAGUGGAACCUAUGAAGAGAACUUGUACGGUACUCCCAAGCCCCCAGCCGAGCCCAGUCCGGCGGCCCCUCCCUUGAAUGUGAGUGAGGCGCUGCUGCCCGGAGCCUGGUCCAGUGCCCAGGGCAAGAGGAAGAGGAACCAGUCGGUUAGCAACAUGGAGCAGCGAGCCAGCCUGGAGCUGCCUGAGGAGGAGGACUGCAGCCUUCCCGUGGUCAACGAGAAUGGUGUGGCCAUUACGCCAGAGUCAAGCGAGCAUGAGGACAAGAGCACGGAUGUGUCUGAGGAGGUGUCUAUGAUGGAUGUCCUCACCCUUCCCCCUCCCUUCACUGAGCGCCCCACAGAGGGAGAGGAGUCCCCCAAGCGGGAACCCCCCAAAUCACCGCCCAAACUCCCCAAAGGAGAUGAGGAAGAACUGGGACCCCUACCCGACAACUGGGAGAUGGCCUACACUGAGAAAGAAGAGGUCUACUUCAUAGAUCACAACACUAAAACUACGUCAUGGCUGGAUCCUCGGCUGGCAAAGAAGGCCAAACCACCUGAGGAGUGUAAAGAAGACGAGUCGCGGCUGAAAGACGACAUUAAUAACAUACAGCAUGCGCUCUAUCGGCAGGACAGAACAGCAGCCUCUGAACUGCCGUAUGGCUGGGAGAAGAUCGAUGACCCUAUCUAUGGCAGUUACUACGUAGACCACAUCAACAGAAGGACUCAGUUUGAGAACCCUGUCCUGGAGGCCAAAAGACGACUGGAGCAGCAGCAGCAGAUACAGAACCAGGGACUGUCAGCUCUGCCUUUACCUACUAUAUACAGAGAGAAGCCCCCAUUCACGAGGGACCCCACCCAGCUGAAGGGCUCCUUUCUGUCCACGGCUCUCCAGAAGAGCAACAUGGGCUUUGGCUUCACCAUCAUUGGAGGGGAUGAACCGGAUGAGUUCCUGCAGGUCAAGAGUAUCAUACCCGAGGGCCCCGCUGCACAGAACCAGAAGAUGGACACAGGUGAUGUCAUCGUCUACAUCAAUGACAUCUGCUGCCUGGGCACCACUCACGCCGAUGUGGUCAAACUCUUCCAAUCUGUUCUCAUUGGACAAAGCAUCACCCUGGUCCUCUGCCGGGGUUACCCCCUGCCUUUUGACCCCGAGGACCCCAGCGGGGCAUCCGCUGGAAACUCCCUGACCCUCAUUGGCAUGGAACACCACCCCAUGGUGGUGAACGGGCGUAGCAGCUACAACCAUUACCUGGAGUACCUCUCCCUGAGCUCUCAGCUCCCUUCGCAGGCUCUAGCCCAGCCAGGGGCACCCCACCCUGGGGACACCCACCUGGAUGGGUCCUCAUUACCGCUCACCAACCCUGGGUCCGCUCUGACGCCGCGCGACGACAAUGUCUCCAUGGUGUCGUCAGGGGCUACGGGGAUCACCGGGGGCGUGAUCCAGGCAGAGCUGCUGACGGUGACUAUGGUGAAGAGGGCAGAGGGGUUCGGGUUCACCAUCGCCGACAGCCCCACGGGGCAGCGGGUCAAACAGGUGUUGGAGCCGGUUGUGCAGGACGGAGUGUGUCUGAAUGAAGGAGACUUGAUCCUGGAGGUGAACCAGCAGGGUGUGGCGGGGGCAAGACACGGCCGUGUGGUGGAGCUGCUCAAAGAGUGUUCUGUCGGAGCCGAGGCCACGCUACUCAUACAGAGAGGAGGAGGGGAAGGUCACCUCUCUCCAUGGAAGACCUCCAAACAGAUACCAGAGCAGUGGGACCCCCAUGGAAGUCCCCAGACUUGCUUGUCAGCCCCAGUGCUUCCCCCGGGCACACCCUUCUCUACCCAGCCACAACAUCACACCUCGGUCCCCGACUCCACGGAGGGCUUCGACCUCAACAAACCCGACCCAUAUGACCUCUAUGAGAAGUCCAGGGCCAUCUACGAGAGUAGACGUCCAGAGUACCAGGAGGUGGAAGUUCACCUGUUGAGGGAGAAGACUGGGUUUGGCUUCCGCAUCCUGGGGGGAGACGAGGCCGUGCAGGCUGUGAGUCCGGACGCCCGCGACAAGAUUGUGAUUGGGGCGAUCAUAGAGAACACUCCUGCAGAGCGCGAUGGACGUCUUCGACCUGGGGACGAGCUCAUCUCCGUGGAUAAAAUGGUGGUUGCUGGGAAACCACACAGAUACGUGAUCGACCUGAUGCACGCCGCUGCACACAAUGGUCAGGUCAGCCUGAAGGUCCGGAGGAGAGUCCCCUUCUUCAGUGAGGUGUUAGGGGUGAACGGCCGUAGCCCUGGCUACGUGUCCACGCAGCACAAUUCCCCGCGCAGCGACGCCGCCUCAGCUUCCUGUCCUGUAACCCCCGGCAAUGUCCAACCACCAUCCACCACCUCCCCUCCGGAGGGCACCAUCCCCCUGCAUACCAGUGAUGUCAUCAUCCACCGCAAAGAGAACGAGGGCUUCGGCUUUGUCAUCAUCAGCUCGCUGAACCGACCGGAGAACACAGCUGUCAUCACUGUGCCCCACAAGAUUGGGCGUAUCAUCGAGGGCAGCCCAGCGGAUCGCUUUGGCUGCCUGAAGGUUGGCGACCGGAUCCUGGCCGUCAACGGGCAGUCCAUCAUCAGCAUGCCCCACGCCGACAUCGUCAAGCUCAUCAAAGACGCCGGACUCAUCGUCACCCUGCACAUCAUACCGGAGGAAGAUCCCCACUCGAGGCCCAACUCAGAAAAGCAGAGCCCCAUGACCCAGAAACACAGUCCCCAGGCCCAGCCCAGCCCCAUAGUCAACCAGCCCAGCCAAGGAGCAUCCCAGCCGGGUCAUGCACCAGCCCAGCUGGGACAGACAACCACCACCCAGGAAGGCCCAGCACCACCAGCUCUGCCCGGCCAAACACCAGACCAGCCAGGCCAAGAACCAGCAGCAGCCACGCAGCCUACCCCAGGAGUGGCCGCCCAGCCCAGCCCGGCAGGCACCCAGCAGAGCUCGGUCGCUCAGCCACCCGGCCACCCUCCCCCGCUCUACCUCCACGACGGCAGGUCAGAGGUGAAAGCCAGGCAGGACGUGAAACCGGAUAUCCGCCAGCCUCCGUUCACCGACUACCGGCAGCCCCCCGUCGACUACCGGCACCCUCCGGUGGCUGAUUAUCGGCAGCCGCCCACACUGGAUUAUCGUCACCCUCCUCCCCUCAUCGACUACAGACAGCACUCGACAACACUCGCUGCACAGUUUCCUCUAGCACAGUUUCCACCUGACUUCAGACCACAGGACUUUGACUACUUCACGGUAGAGCUGGAGAAGAGUGUGAAGGGUUUUGGCUUCAGUAUCCGUGGGGGACGGGAGUACAAGAUGGAUCUGUUUGUUUUGCGGCUUGCAGAGGAUGGGCCAGCCAUCCACAAUGGCAGAAUGAGGGUGGGGGAUCAAAUCAUUGAGAUAAAUGGCGACAGUACCCGGGACAUGACUCAUGCCCGGGCCAUUGAGUUGAUCAAGGCGGGGUGCAGGCGGGUGAGACUGUUGCUAAAGAGAGGCACGGGACAAGUGCCUGAGUAUGGAAUGGUACCUUCCAGCCUCUCCAUGUGCAUGAAAGGUGAUAUGCUAAGCUCACCCUAUUUCUUCCUAAUGGGCCACUCUAAAGACACGACGGUGCCACCCCCUGGGAUACCUUUCCUCCAGCCCUCUCCGCCCUGCAGGAAGUGACCCUUGACCCCCAGCAGCCGCCCACCUUAUCUCUCUCAUCCCAUUCAGCCUCCACCCUAGACUCCCCCCACCAGCUCGCUCUAGAGGCCUCACUGCGUAC
Messenger RNA from Oncorhynchus masou masou (cherry salmon), 4559 nucleotides. Its product is annotated as membrane-associated guanylate kinase, WW and PDZ domain-containing protein 2-like. NCBI's taxonomy places the organism in Eukaryota, Metazoa, Chordata, Actinopteri, Salmoniformes, Salmonidae. Gene Ontology annotation, cellular component: dendrite; cytoplasm; cell-cell junction. Gene Ontology annotation, biological process: signal transduction; receptor clustering. The record is from RefSeq and is a predicted model, not a curated record. Gene Ontology annotation, molecular function: SMAD binding; signaling receptor complex adaptor activity; type II activin receptor binding.